AUGCAGCUCUGUUUGCUCACCUGUGCCGGGCUCCUCGCCCCCGAUCUGCCGACCCAGGCGCCCCACUGCGUGUGUGCGGCUCCCAUGCUCAGCACAACUGAGAAGACUGAGCAUGAGGGGCGAGAGCUCUCAGAGUCCCUCCUGCACGAGCUGCAGCUGAUGACAGGGACGGGAACCUGCCUCGUACUAUCACUGCUGAGGAAGAGUGAGAGGAGGAAAGAGAGGAAGGGAGAGGAUGAUGCUGCCAUCGUGUGGCCAUGUAACCUCAUCAAACGGGAAAAUAUCAACCCUUCGACCGACAGCUCCAGGGUUAACGACAGCUCCACUCCUCUGCUGUCAUGA
Molecule: messenger RNA, 342 nt
Organism: Xyrichtys novacula (pearly razorfish)
Lineage: Eukaryota; Metazoa; Chordata; Actinopteri; Labriformes; Labridae
Source: the annotation of a GenBank genome assembly